CAGGGAAAACAUGAACAUCACUAACUGUACUGCAGAAGCCAGUGUGGCUGUGAGAGCCAAGACCAUCACUGAGAAGAUGCUCAUUUCCAUGACUCUCGUGAUCAUCACCACCCUGACCAUGUUGCUAAACUUGGCUGUGAUUAUGGCCAUCUGCACCACCAAGAAGCUUCACCAACCUGCCAACUACCUGAUCUGUUCUCUGGCCGUGACAGACCUCCUGGUGGCAGUGCUAGUCAUGCCCUUGAGCAUCAUGUACAUUGUCAUGGACAGCUGGAAGCUAGGGUACUUUAUCUGUGAGGUGUGGCUGAGCGUGGACAUGACCUGCUGCACCUGCUCCAUCCUCCAUCUCUGUGUGAUUGCCCUGGACAGGUACUGGGCCAUCACCAAUGCUAUUGAAUAUGCCAGGAAGAGGACCGUCAAGAGGGCAGGACUGAUGAUCCUCACAGUCUGGACUAUCUCCAUCUUUAUCUCCAUGCCCCCUCUGUUCUGGAGGAGCCACCGGCAACCCAGCCCGCCCCCUAGUCAGUGUGUCAUCCAGCAUGACCACGUCAUCUACACCAUUUACUCCACUCUUGGGGCAUUUUAUAUUCCCCUGACUUUGAUACUGAUUCUCUAUUACCGGAUUUACCACGCAGCCAAGAGCCUUUACCAGAAAAGAGGGUCAAGCCGGCACUUAAGCAACAGAAGCACAGAUAGCCAAAAUUCAUUUGCAAAUUGUAAAUUCACACAGACUUUUUGUGUGUCUGACUUCUCCACCUCAGACCCUACCACAGAGUUUGAAAAGAUCCAUACGUCCAUCAGGAUCCCUCCCUUUGACGGUGACCUGGAUCACCCAGGGGAACGCCAGCAGAUCUCUAGUACCAGGGAGCGCAAGGCAGCACGCAUCCUGGGCCUGAUUUUGGGUGCAUUCAUUUUGUCCUGGCUGCCAUUUUUCAUCAAAGAGCUGAUUGUAGGUCUGAGCAUCUAUACCGUGUCCUCUGAAGUGGCUGAUUUUUUGACAUGGCUCGGUUAUGUUAAUUCUCUGAUCAACCCUCUGCUCUAUACAAGUUUUAAUGAUGACUUUAAGCUGGCUUUUAAAAAGCUCAUUAGGUGCCGAGAACAUACUUAGAUUGUAAAAAACCAAAAGGCAUGAUUUUGACCAGCCUGAUGAAUGGAAAUGGG
Artibeus jamaicensis (Jamaican fruit-eating bat) is the source of this 1161-nucleotide messenger RNA. It is a transcript of the gene HTR1E, whose product is annotated as 5-hydroxytryptamine receptor 1E. The transcript has a single exon. Gene Ontology annotation, cellular component: dendrite; plasma membrane. Gene Ontology annotation, molecular function: neurotransmitter receptor activity; G protein-coupled serotonin receptor activity. The record is from RefSeq and is a predicted model, not a curated record. Gene Ontology annotation, biological process: chemical synaptic transmission; G protein-coupled receptor signaling pathway, coupled to cyclic nucleotide second messenger. NCBI's taxonomy places the organism in Eukaryota, Metazoa, Chordata, Mammalia, Chiroptera, Phyllostomidae. The coding region runs from base 11 to 1108 and encodes 365 amino acids.